GGCGUUGCGUCUCCAACGACAUAACCUACUCUCUUACUCUCCACAACCGAUAAGCAUUCCUUCCUUCACAAGCCCCACAGGGCAAAGCCGUCCAACUCAUCACAGAGUAUAACCAACUUAAAAGAUAUUUGAAACGAAAAAAAACUGUUGAAAAGUCAUCUAUUUUCCAUUUUUUCUCAUUACGAACGACAUGACCGAUGAAGUUACGCCUCAAGCUCAACCUUCUGUGAAGAAGGAGGACAAGAAACCCGUUUUUUCAGCCAAUAAUCGUGGUGCUAAACGGAGUGUUUCGAAUUCCAAACCUGCUGGCAACACGAACAAUGCCCAAGGAAACCCUCGCCCUUCUUCCCGGAGCAGCAAUAAGAAGCCCACUCAGGCGCCAGAAUCAGGUUCAGAGUCUGCUACCCGUAAAGGGACAGACUCUGGUAAAAAAUCGGAGCAGCAGCAGCGUAAAAAUACUGGUGGUGCGAACCGUCAGCAGACCCAUCGCAAGGCUUCUGCCUCUCAGGCCGGACGACGUGAUGCAAAAUCGUCGCCUGUCCCUCAGAACAAGGAGUCGAGUGACGCACUUUCUUCCCUGCAGCGGGUAAUCGCCGAUCUCAAAACAACAUCACCCCAGCCUCCUGUUAACAACCCUGGUCCCAUAGGUAGCUCCGUGUCAUCCAACCUCCCGGUUAACGCACCCGUUUUCCAACCAGGGAAUACGUACGCUGGUAUGGCCAGUAACCUUGACCCUAAACAUCGCAAAGUUCAGUCACUGGGCGCUUCGGGUCUCUCCGGUAACUUCAACUCUUUCUCUCCUAACCUUGGCUCAAUGAUGGAGGAUGCCGAAGAUUCCUCUGGCAUGCCGCUUGAGGAAGGUGAAAUUCCGAGUAACUAUUACACCUCCCCUGGACACCAGAUGCGUUCACAGUCCCAGAGCUUUACCGCUCCUCGAUUCGCCGCUUUGGCAGCACAACAAGAGCAGACCGACCAGCUUGGCCCAUCUGGACGUCCUCAGCUUGCCCCUAAUUUCAUGUUUGGCGGCGGUGCGACGAAGAAACCACAACGUUCAGGAGGUAUGGGACCUCCCAUCAACGAGGAUGUUGGUUUCCAGUUUCCACAGCAACAACAGAAUUAUCAAUCGGAUGUACCAGUCCACGAGUCAGGUCACAGAAAGGCAGAUAGCGGAGAGAUUACCGGCAUAAUGGCUGAGCAGAUUGCUCUUCAGAGUCAAAUUGAAGCGCUUCAGCACCAGCAACAAGCGUUGUACCAACAGCAACUCGCUUCAAAUCAGGUUCUGUCCUUCCAAACACCUGGCUUGGUCCCUAAUCGUCAUCGACGCGUGCAGAGCACGGCUCCUGGUAUAGGAGCUGGCGCUUUCAAUGUGCCUCAGAAUCCUAUGGGUCAGUUUAACAAUCUAGGGGGCCUUGGCCUUGGCCUAGAUGGUCAGAAUCAAGGCAUUCCUAGAGGACAUGGUCGUCGACAUAGUGUGAAUGUAGUCAACAAGUCUGGUCCUGGUACUUCCAUUGGCGGCUUUAAUGUCAACGAUGGCUUCGAAGAUGGUUUUGCGCCUCCUUCCAACUUCAAUGGUCAUUCGCGUCAGGUGUCGCGCGCAGACAAUAGUUGGCGCAUCAAUGGUGGUGUCGGUGGUAUACAAAACACCGCAUUCACCUCAGAUCUUGCUCAAGCUCAAGCGCAACUUCAGAGUUUGCAGCAGUUCCGUGCUGCCGCCGGAGGGCAUCAUCACAAGAUGGCUUCGUUCAGUUUCCCUAAUAUGUUGCCUAACAUGAUGGCCGCGAAUAUGAUGGGUAUGGGUCUUGGGGGUAUCAAUUUACUGCAGCAGCAACAACAGCAAUUCCAGUCUCAGCUCCAACAGCAAUCUGCCCAACCACAGCGCAAAUCUCUAUUUGCCCCCUAUCUUCCUCAGGCGUCACUCCCUCCCCUUCUCGCAGCAGGCAAACUGGUGGUCGGUAUUCUCCGUGUAAAUAAACGAAACAGAUCAGAUGCAUAUGUUGCAACCGAAGUACUCGAUGCGGAUAUCUAUAUCUGUGGUUCUAAGGAUCGCAACCGUGCUUUGGAAGGCGAUAUUGUGGCUGUCGAGCUUCUUGAUGUUGAUGAAGUCUGGGGUACGAAGAAAGAAAAGGAAGAGAAGAAACGGAAGAAGGAGGAAAACGCUGCCUAUGACCUCAAGUCAACCGCUGGUCGCAAGGACGACAAAAAGAAGGACGAUGUCGAGGUCGAAGGGCAAGGUCUGAUGUUGUUUGAGGACGAAGAGGUUACUGACGAUGUCAAGCCCCAGUUUGCUGGCCAUGUUGUUGCUGUCGUUGAACGCAUGCCUGGACAGCUCUUCUCUGGAACUCUCGGUCUCUUGCGUCCUUCUUCUGCCGCCACGAAGGAGAAACAGGAGGCGGAACGCCGCGAACGUGAAGGAGACAAAGGCGAUGAACCUAGGCGUGCACCCCUCGAGAGACCCAAAAUUGUCUGGUUCAAACCUACUGACAAGCGAGUUCCUCUUAUCGCUAUCCCCACGGAGCAGGCACCUCCUGAUUUCAUCCAGAAUUCAGACGCCUAUGUUAACAAGCUUUUCGUCGCUUGUAUCAAGCGUCACCCCAUUAGUUCCCUGCAUCCCUUCGGUACUCUGGUGGAGGAACUUGGUCCCAUCGGUGAUAUUGAGGUUGAAACAAGUGCCCUUCUCAAAGACUGCAACUUCCCGACCGAGGAUUUCACGGACAAUGUCAUCAAGUGCUUGCCUCCCAUCCCAUGGUCUAUACCUGAACGCGAACUAGAGCUCAGGAAGGACAUUCGAACAGCUCGUGUCUUCUCAAUAGAUCCAGCUACGGCGAAGGACUUGGAUGACGCAUUGUCCAUUAAGUUGAAUGAUAACGGGACUUACGAAGUCGGUGUCCACAUCGCUGACGUUUCUUACUUUGUCAAACCAAAUACUGCGUUGGAUCGCGACGCUCGCAAACGCGCCACUAGUGUUUACCUCGUUCAACGUUCUGUCCCCAUGCUCCCUCCUGCUUUAAGUGAGCAACUUUGCAGUCUCGUACCUGGUCAAGACAGGCUCGCUUUCUCUGCGAUCUUCACCCUUAGUAAAGAAGCUAAGAUUCUGAACAAAUGGUUCGGAAAAACUAUCAUUCGAUCGGCCUCUCAACUCUCCUACGAGGAUGCUCAAAAUGUGAUUGAAGGCAAGACUUUGGGCGAAGUUCCCGUAAUUCCUGAGCAUAAUGCAAGUGAUAUUGAACACGAUAUCAAAAUACUCCAUGGUCUCGCGAAAAAGUUGCGUCAAGAGCGAUUCGACAACGGAACUCUCAGUCUCGAAUCUUUGCAGUUACAGUUUAAGCUGGAUGAUAAUGGAAUCCCGGUUGACUGCUGGCAGCGCGAGCGCAACGAUGCAAAUGAUUUGAUACAAGAAUACAUGCUCCUUACCAACCUGUCUGUCGCGCAACAUGUCGCUGUGCAUCUUUCCGAACAGGCGCUUCUUCGCCGACAUGACAACCCGCUUGAACGUCGCCUUAACACAUUUUUGGAACGCGCUGAACGUCUUGGCUAUAAAAUGGAUACGUCUUCCCCUGGUGCCCUGAUGCGCUCAUUCGACAGCAUACGUGACCCCACUGCUCGAAGAUUGCUGGAGUUGCUCUCGUUUAAAGCCACGCAACGUGCCAAGUACUUCUGUAGCGGAAUGCUGGAUAUUGCCAAAUACCACCAUUACGCCUUGAACGUCCCUUUGUACACCCACUUUACCUCGCCAAUACGUCGCUACGCUGACCUUCUCGUUCAUCGUCAACUCGAAUCAAUCCUUCAAGGAGGAGCUGAGCCCAAGUUCACUAUGGACCGCGAUGCUGUGGCCAAGGUAGCCCAACAAUGUAACAUUAAACGAGACUCUGCUUCACUGGCACAAGAGCAAUCCACUCACUUGUAUCUAUGUGUGCUGAUCUCUGAUCUUACUCAACGAUACGGUCCUGUUAUCCGUCAAGCCAAAGUUAUAAACGUGCUAGACGCCGCCUUUGACGUUUUAGUCCCCGAAUUUGGCAUUGAGAAGCGUGUUCAUGUUGACCAAAUGCCUAUCGACAACCAUGUCUACGACGAGCACACUCAUACGCUUCAGAUCUACUGGUCCAAUAAGGAUGUGAUUACUUGGUUGGCUGAAAACAGCGACGACGAACAUCUGAACAAGAUCAAGCAGAAUGCCGAACAGCAUGCUCUGAAGAUGGAAGUAACCUCCCGAUCAGUGCACGAUGAAAAGGCGCUCUUCGAUGAGGAGGAUGUUGAAGAAGAUGAGAUUAUUCUGGGUCGUAAUGAUCAAUCUGCGGGGCCGGAAACAUCGAAACAGAGGUUGUUAUCAAUCGCCAAGCCCGCGCCUGUUUUCGAGGGCCUCAGGAAAGCUCCUUCUGGUCACAAAAUUCAGGACAUCCGCGAACUAAUGACUGUUCCUGUCAUUGUUACUGCUGAUCUGACUAAGAGUCCUCCUGUCAUAAAGGUGUACAGUGUCAACCCUUACGCCGAGCAGAAGAAUUGAAACUGAAGUUGCUUUGGGGUCUCCUCUUGAACACGUUGUAUUUCUACCUAAUCCUUCAAAUUUGCCUCCAUUCUUUCACUCUCCUCUCCUUAUGAAGUUACUGACCUAACCAAUCUCUUUGGCCCUGGUCAUGUUUUUACGGCCGUUUGUGGUCUGCUCACACGUAUUAUGUGGAUUACUUUUACAGAUUGGUGAACCCGUUUAUGCUGCGUAGCUUGUAUUUCGUCGUGUACCAUCAUUUAGUAUUGAGAAAAAAUAAAUUCACUAUGCUUUU
Messenger RNA from Lentinula edodes (shiitake mushroom), 4775 nucleotides. Its product is annotated as RNB-domain-containing protein. Gene Ontology annotation, molecular function: 3'-5'-RNA exonuclease activity; RNA binding. The transcript is spliced from 14 exons. NCBI's taxonomy places the organism in Eukaryota, Fungi, Basidiomycota, Agaricomycetes, Agaricales, Omphalotaceae. Gene Ontology annotation, cellular component: exosome (RNase complex); P-body. The record is from RefSeq and is a predicted model, not a curated record. The coding region runs from base 191 to 4501 and encodes 1436 amino acids.